AUGGAUCCUUGCCCAUUCGUCCGCCUCAUAGUAGAAUCGUUCGCGUUGAAGUUGCCGCCGGCGGCGAGGCUCGCCGGCCCCGGCGUCCAUCCUUCGCCAACCCCCUGCUUCUGCUCCAUUCAACUUCAAGACUUUCCUUCAUUGACUGCUCCUCUUCCCCGCGCCUUCGACCUCACGUCGAGCACCAACUUAAUCGACGCCGCUGCUGCCGCCGCUUCCGCUCCGUCCUCUCCAGUCAUCAUCAACCUCGAUCCGGCCGCCUUAGAGAAGAUGUCGGGGCGGGCCGACGCCGGACCGGCGGCGGUGCAGGCGACGGUGGUGCAGAACGGGUGGGUCAGCAUGGCCAGCGGGCAGGGCGCGGCGCGGCUCCACUUGCUGGUGUGGACAGAGCCUGACCCGCGGUUCGUGUUCCAGUUCGGCUGCGAGCCAGAGUGCAACCCCGUUGUGUAUCAAAUCCAGGGAGGCAACCCCGAAUAA
This is a messenger RNA of Zingiber officinale, 477 nucleotides long. RefSeq lists its product as uncharacterized. Lineage: Eukaryota; Viridiplantae; Streptophyta; Magnoliopsida; Zingiberales; Zingiberaceae. The transcript has 3 exons. The record is from RefSeq and is a predicted model, not a curated record. Bases 1 to 477 code for a protein of 158 amino acids.